UCAUCACCUGCUUCACCUUCCUUUCAACCUUCUCUUUCAAAAUCUAUAUAAUCUCAGCCACUUUCCCCCAAUUUUCACCAACUAGUCAGUUACUUAAUUCAGUCAUCCAAAACCCAAGAAAGAAAAUUCCCUUAAAAAAACCAAUUCUUGCAACAUUCUGGGACUUAGCCAAGUCCUUGAAUUUGGUUUUUUGCUGAAAAAAGGAACAAGGGAAAGACAGAACAUAAACAAAAAAAGAUUCAAUCUUGAUAACUCAAAUAUGGAUAGACUUUUAACAACUUUGUUGUUUUCAUCAUUCUUGUUGUUAAGUCUAUUUUCUACUUCUUCAUAUGCUCAACAAAAUUGCUCAGCUUUUUCUUUCAGAAAUAACCAAAAUUUUGCAACUUGCAAGCCUCUACCUCAACUGAACUCUUUUCUUCAUUGGAGUUACCAUCCAGAUAAUCACACAGUUGAUCUUGCUUAUAGACAUGGAGGUGUUUCAAAUACAGAUUGGGUAGCUUGGGGUUUAAAUAUUGAUGGAUCAAAAAUGGUUGGUACACAAUGUUUAGUUGCACUUAGAAAUUCAAGUGGACAAAUUCAUGCUUACACUGCUCCUAUUUCUACUUAUCAAACUCAGUUAGCACAAGGUGCUUUGAGUUUCAAUGUGCCUAGAAUUGAAGCUGAGUUUUCGAAUGCUGAAUUUAUUAUUUUUGCAACUUUGGCACUUCCUAGAGGAAGGACAAAUUUUAAUCAGGCUUGGCAAAAUGGUGGAGUUUCUGGUCAGAUUUUGCAACCUCAUGGUCUGUCUGGUGAUAAUGUAAGGUCUUUUGGAAGUGUUGAUUUUGCAAGUGGACAGCUUGGGAGUGAUGGUGGUAGCUCUGUCACUUCUAGACAACGUAGAAGAAAUGUUCAUGGAGUAUUGAAUGCAGUUAGUUGGGGAGUGUUAAUGCCAAUGGGUGCAGUAUUUGCAAGGUACUUAAAGGUGUUCAAAUCAGCAAAUCCAGCUUGGUUUUAUCUACAUGUUGCUUGUCAAACUUCAGCCUAUGCUGUUGGUGUUGCUGGAUGGGGCACUGGUCUUAAACUUGGCAGUGAUUCUCCUGGUAUCAAAUUCACUACUCACAGGAACAUUGGCAUCACUCUCUUUUGCCUUGGAACUCUUCAGGUGUUUGCUUUGCUUCUGAGGCCAAAGCCAGACCACAAAUACAGAUUAUACUGGAAUAUCUACCACCAUGCUAUUGGAUACGCAGUGAUAAGUCUGAGCAUUGUCAAUGUGUUUGAAGGAUUUGAUGCAUUGAAUGGGCAAAAGAACUGGAAGAGGGCUUACAUUGGGAUAAUCAUAGCCUUAGGGGCCAUUGCAGUUUUAUUAGAAGCCUUCACUUGGUUCAUUGUCAUCAAAAGGAAAAAAUCAGACUCUAACAAGUACCCUCAAAAUGGAACAAAUGGUGUUAAUGCUUAUGCAAAUGGGACUCAUCAGCAGGCAUAAAUUAACAUAGAAUUAUUGGACUCUACAUAAAUGUCACUUUGGACAUGUUUUGUGUGCAUAUAUGUUUUUAGUUGUUUUGGUUCAGAUGAUUGUUUAUUAUGAUGGUUUAGCAUCAGAUUUUGGGUUCUUUUUUUCUUCUUUUGCUCUUUGCAGAUGGAUAGUAUAUUCUUGUAUACAUAUAUGUUGAGAGACCACCUAUUUGUGGAUUUAUUUAUCACUA
Lycium barbarum (goji berry) is the source of this 1682-nucleotide messenger RNA. RefSeq names its product cytochrome b561 and DOMON domain-containing protein At5g47530-like. The record is from RefSeq and is a predicted model, not a curated record. Lineage: Eukaryota; Viridiplantae; Streptophyta; Magnoliopsida; Solanales; Solanaceae. The coding region runs from base 260 to 1462 and encodes 400 amino acids. The transcript is spliced from 3 exons.